UUUGGUUUCCUUUGGGGUCCGCACUGCGGCGUUUCUGGACGCGGGCGGUGCAUGUAGGGCCCUGCGGUGCGAGCGGGAGUGAACGCCGGGGCUCCUCAGCAUGGCUGCAGCACCUCAGGCCCCUGCCCGGGGCUCCGUGCGAAAGUCCCGGCCGUUAACAGUGAAGACAUCGCUGACUAACCCUUAUGCCAUGUCCUGGGCAGCCCUGGACCAGGAAGAUACUCUCUAUAUCUUGCAGACCCUGGAGGACCGACUUAAGGGCCUGGGCCUGCUCAAGGUGGAGGACAAGAGGCGGAAGAGGAAGCAGGCAAGCUGUGAACCACAGGGCACUGACCGGCAGUCGUCGGGCUGGACACCACCCCACGUCCGGCAGCAACUGGCUAUCGGCGUCAAUGAGGUGACCCGCGCGCUGGAGCGGGCUGAGCUGCUGCUGGCACUGGUGUGCGGGUCCCCAAAACCCGAGCGCAUCACCGCACAUCUCAUCCAGCUCAGUGUUAGCCGAGCCAUCCCCGCUGCCCAGGUCCCCCGGCUCAGCCAGAGGCUGGCCGCAGCCAUUGGCCUCAAGUGCGUCCUGGCCCUGGGCUUCCGGAGGUCCAGCCCUGACUUCACUGAGCAAGUGAAGGCCAUUAUUCCCAGGCUUCCCCCCUUAACGGUGCCCUGGCUUCCUGGUCCGCUGGAAGGCGCCCAGGAGAACGUGGACACAGCAUCUGGGGAGAGUGUAGAUAAAGAUGGCAAGGCCGGGGUACAGGAGGACCCCUCAACACUGAAGAGGAAACUCCCGGAGAGCCCACAGGCCAUAUUGUUGCAGCCCCUCCAAAUCAAGAAGGUCGUUCCCAACCCGAACAAGAUCAGGAAGCCCCCCAAAAGCAAAAAGGCAGCUUUGAAGUGAGCUGGGGCCAGCCUGUCCUUUCCUGAAGCUAUCCUGUGGCACUGCGCAGAAGGAAGUCCUGCAGCGAAUGAAAGGAAUGUCCAGAGUC
Molecule: messenger RNA, 977 nt
Organism: Suncus etruscus (white-toothed pygmy shrew)
Lineage: Eukaryota; Metazoa; Chordata; Mammalia; Eulipotyphla; Soricidae
Product: ribonuclease P protein subunit p38-like
Exons: 2
Coding region: 101-889 (262 amino acids)
Biological process (GO): tRNA 5'-leader removal
Cellular component (GO): nucleolar ribonuclease P complex; fibrillar center; ribonuclease MRP complex
Molecular function (GO): ribonuclease P activity; ribonuclease P RNA binding
Source: RefSeq, a predicted model, not a curated record